GUCCUCGCACUCCUCACACCAGGGGCUCACCCACUGACCGACUGACUAUCUGAAAGGCUCUGGAUAUUUCUGUGAAGAUCCAACUCGGCUAUAAAGGCAGAGGCGGAUAGACUUUUGUCCCGAUCAUCUGGGAAGUUUGCGAGAAGAUUUAAGUCGGAAUCUGGAACCAAGCUCAAUAUUUGUUCAAACAAAUUCAAAAUCAAUUUUUUAUUUUAUUUCUUAUGCUUUGUUAUUAUAUUAUGCAUUGAGCUAACCUCUCAUUUUUGGACAGUUUAAAAACACUGGAAACAGUGCAACUCAAAGACACAUAGAAACUCUAAGAAUUCACUAUAGGAUCUAGGAAAACACAAUCUGCUUAUUGGAAUUUUCCAACAACAGAGAACAUUUCUGAAGCAUUAGGAAGGAUUUCUAGGAAACGUCCCUUCUAGUACCUGUCACCAUGAGUAGUGGUGGGACCACCACAGUUUCACCAGAGCCUCAGGCUUUCCAACGGGCAGUACGGAAGAUAAAAUGCGCUGCUAUGGUAGCCAGCUUGACCAAGAACUGGCAGGGCUGGGCUAAUGACCACACCAACAAGCAGGACGCCAUCCCAAGUGGCUGGAUGCCUUCAUCUAUUGAAGAAGAAGCCAAAAAAGAGCGAGACCAUGUGGUCAAACUCACCGUUACCCCACGCUUAAUUGCAGCUGAUGCUGCUAACAGUGGGAGUAAGAUCCGGACCUGUGUUGUGAACAAGACUGUCCAGCCGAAACGCAGUGAGUGCAGCAGCAGCGAUUUGGUCAACGCUAUCAGAGAGAAGAUGGAGUUGGGUCCCAAAGAGAGCAAGCCGUUCUUGGGCAACGAGUCCCCGACACGGAGGCGCCAGAUGAGGGCGCUACAGAACGCAGGAGGAGGGGUCAUUCAAGACAGGAAGCUGGUGCUCCAGGAGAAGAAGCUGGGGUCAAGGAGCAGCAGUGUUGACACAGAGGACAGUGGGCUGGGAGAGGAUGCUGGGCUCAGCGACAACGGUGAACCAAAAACUGAGCAGGGUGACAUCCAGCCCAAGAAACAGACAAACAGACCCAAGAUUAAGGUUGCCACUACAGGGGACAUCAAAAACCGCUGGCAGCAGUGGUCCAAGCAGCACAUUGAGGGCCAGAAGCUGAACCCCUUCAGCGAGGAGUUUGACCAUGAGUAUGCCAUGGCCCAGCGCCUCCGCAAGGGCGACUCCGGCUACGGUCGCCCCAAAGACGGAUCCAAGACGGCAGAGAGGGGGGACAGAGCCCAAAAACACAUCCACAGGGAGAUGGAAGAGAUGGUAUGGAUUAUCAGAGACAUGGGCUUUAAGGAUAAAGAGGGGAGGACUAUCAUUAGCUUCGGACGGCUCUUUGAUCGCUACGUGAAGAUCUCAGAUAAGGUGGUGGGCAUCCUGCUGCGCUGCCGCAAACACAAGAUGCUAGAUUUUGAAGGGGAAAUGCUGUGGAAAGGACAGGACGAUAAUGUCAUCAUUACACUUAGGGACUGACAGAAAUGUCUUACAAACAGUCACACACAUGCAAACACACCCACAAAUUUCACACAACAGCUUGUAGAGAAAUAAAGCAAUCCAUGCUAUCCACAAUGCUAUAUCAUGUACACAAGGAAAAUUAAGGAAUAUUUGGAUACAUUUAAUAUGAUUAUAAUGUUCAAAGAUAAUACACCCAUACACAAAGCUUUAGGGAUAUACACAUGGAAAGGAAAUUAUAGUUUUAUCAGUCAAAUAAUGGCAGAAAAUAAAAACUAGUCACAUUUAACUUUAAAUGUACAUAAAUUAUUCAAGGGCAUAUACGUAUAUGUGGAGGCUUCACACACACUCUCACACCAGACUCAUUAGUUCUUCUCAUAUACAUGACAGGUCAUUCAGUGACGGGAAACUAUCUUUAGCAUGCUAACCAUGCUCGCCUUGCUAACUAUGCUGCAUGCUGGAAGCCUUGAGAAUCCACCACAAUGCCAUUCAUGGUAGAAAUCUUUACUCAGAUUUCUGAAGGAUCAUCUAAUAACUUAUCUAAAGACUUGACAAUGUUAUUUUGUUCUUUGCUAAUUUUGUUGAAAACAAGUAAACAAGGGUAGCAUGAAGUUAAAAACGUUACAAAAUAAUUUAGACUUCUGGUUACACAGCAAUGUGACCAAAGUGUUUUAUUGUCCUCUUUUAACUGAAUUUAGUGUCUCUUGCUAACAGAGCUUUAAGUAAAUGACUAAAUAGCAGUUUGAGCUAAUGUAUACAUUUAGGCAGGAAAAAAGCUGAGUUACUAUUUGAUUUGUACAUUAUUGUUAAUUUAUUUUCAUUUUGUAUGGGAUUUAAAUGUAUGUUUACCAAAUUUUUAAAAUAUCAUCUUUUGCUCAAAUUAGUUUAGAGAGGGCAGGUGACCACACAAUUUCAAUUGAAAGCAGAUUGAGGAAGUUUAGGAAGCUCUGUUUGGGCUGAUACACAUGACUGCCUCCAGAACCAUUAACUUUUUGUAAACCACACUGACUACAUAUUUGUGAACUCUACAAUAGCAAAAGGAUGGUUGUCAUGCCUUUUACUCUUUAUUUUCAAAAUAGAAAUGCUUUUUAGUUGUGUGUUAAACACAGUAAUAUUUUUAAUAAAGGAACGCGGUAAUAACAAGAAACUUGAACUACGUAAUGGAAAUCUUGUCUAGACUCUAUGUCUAAUAUGUAGUCGUUUUGAAAAUGACUGUAUUGUGAAAUGUAUUUUACCUCAGUUUCACAUUAAGGACAUUUACUGUUGAACUGUGUUAAAGGUUCAGUGUGUACGUUUUAGUGCCAUCUAGUAGUGAGGGUUGCGAGUUGCAACCAACAGCUCACUCAUGACUCACAACUCUUCCCUUUGCAAGCGUGUAGUAGAAGCUACGGUGUGCUAAACCUGUGCUAAAUAAUAUAUGUGGUCCUCCAUUUGUCCUAAUUUCACUUCUCUUCUUUCUUCUAAUAAACCAGACGACUACUACUA
Molecule: messenger RNA, 2965 nt
Organism: Micropterus salmoides (largemouth bass)
Lineage: Eukaryota; Metazoa; Chordata; Actinopteri; Centrarchiformes; Centrarchidae
Gene: abraa
Product: actin binding Rho activating protein a
Biological process (GO): positive regulation of transcription by RNA polymerase II; positive regulation of Rho protein signal transduction
Cellular component (GO): sarcomere
Molecular function (GO): actin binding
Source: RefSeq, a predicted model, not a curated record